AUGAAGCUUCUUCUCGUGCUCCUUCAGGCCUUUUCCGUCGUCGUCGUCGUCCAAGUUGGUUUUUCCUGAUUCUUUGAUCCUGAACUGGGCAUGUAGGGCGGUCGAGGCCGCGCUUCUCGCCAAGGCGAGGCCAACAGCGGAUCCACCGAUGACUAUACCGAUUUCGAGACAAAAACAGAAGAGACAACAGAAACAAAGACUGGCGGUGGUUUGUCUUUUUUGAAGCCGGGGUCUUGGGCAAAGCUUCGAGAAACACUUUCUCUAGAAGUUUUUUGAGAAAGCAGAACGUCGUAAAUGUCCUUCAUUUUAUUGUUAUUAUUAAUUUUCGUUUAAUAUUCACUAUCACCUUGAAUCAAGAGGCGCUUAGUGAAGCCAAAAAACAGUAUUAACGACACCAAAUGACCAUGAUACAAAAAUGCGGUCGAAAAAUCAAAAUUAUCGAACUUCACUGUAAUUUUGAACACCGUCCGGUGGCCUGAAUGGAUUGAUAGCUCUCACAAUUUUUUCGAAACAUUUCAAAUUUCCAAUUUUCCUUCUUUAUCUUGGCUUCUCCGAGGAUACUGUAGAGCAACUCAACCUUUCAGCGAAUCAUGACUUGAAGCAGGUCAGUUAUACGACAAUCGCUCCAAAAGUGGAGAUGCCAAUAGACGAAGAGAACACCGGAGAAAAAGGUUUCCUUUUCCACAUUUCAUCUAUCUCUCUAUCUCUCAGAAACGUUCCCCGCGACCAAAGAAGAGAGGCCUUCUCCAGUUCCUGCCACCACAGCCAAGCCCAAAUUUGUGAGAAACUUGAGGGAAGCCCUUUAUAAGGAGAGAGUUCAGGUCUACCGCCGUGGCUACUACUUCCAGCACUAUCCAUGGGACCGACUUCCACGUAGGUAUCUCCUCCGUCCGGCCAUGACCUUUGUCUAUCCACCGAAGCAUCAAUUCGUCACAUACUCCUAUCCUUACCUACCUUAUUCAGGUAGACGACAAUCUUGAAGUCUUGAGCGGAAAAGAUUCCCGAAAGAUUUCGAAAAGCACAUUCAGAAAACGAUUUUAAUCUUCUUCAGACCCUUACAACAUCUACCGAUCUCAUCCGGGAAUUGGCGGAGGUUGUGGCGGCGGAGGCGGCUGUGGAUAUUCUGGCUACGGUGGAUAUGCACAGCAAGGAUGCGGUGGAGGCGAUGGUAGGGCAUCUUUGAAAUGAAAGAAGAAUGAUUCGAAAGUGAAAGCUGAGCCCCAAGAAAGUUCUAAGGAUCUGAAUUCAGAUUUUGAGCCUCAAGUUCAACUCAACUUUAUAUUUCCCCGUAAAGUGUGCAUAGUGAAGAAAUUGACCCCGAGUUUGUCAGGAUCGAAUUAUUUUAUCGUUUCAAAAAUGUAGUUUUUCUCUAUUCUUUCUUGGAUUUUUCAUAAUAAAAUUCGAAUCUAUCUAUUCGAGGUUGCGGUAACGGAGGCGACUAUGCCGCAUCGAACGAAGGAAGCGAAGAAGACGACGAGGAGAGCGGCCGCAGCGGAGAAGCUCACAUCAACAAGAAAGACCCACUGGAGGACCUCGACCUCGAAGAUCUCGAAAGAAUCGACAAGGAGGACAGUGAAGAGGAGGAGAAGGAAGUCAAGACCACAAAGAUCACCAAAAGUAAGAAAUAUCGUACUUUUUCAUUUUUCAUCAAACCUUUUAGUGACGAAGAAAACGAAAGAAGAAGAGAUUGAAGACUUGGAUUUGGAAGAGAAGUUACGACGCUUACGGACUCGACUCCUUCGACUUCACGCUUAA
Caenorhabditis auriculariae is the source of this 1755-nucleotide messenger RNA. Lineage: Eukaryota; Metazoa; Nematoda; Chromadorea; Rhabditida; Rhabditidae. The record is from the annotation of a GenBank genome assembly.